Messenger RNA from Cicer arietinum (chickpea), 3171 nucleotides. RefSeq names its product probable receptor-like protein kinase At2g23200. Gene Ontology annotation, molecular function: ATP binding; transmembrane receptor protein tyrosine kinase activity. Lineage: Eukaryota; Viridiplantae; Streptophyta; Magnoliopsida; Fabales; Fabaceae. Gene Ontology annotation, cellular component: plasmodesma; plasma membrane. Gene Ontology annotation, biological process: protein autophosphorylation. The record is from RefSeq and is a predicted model, not a curated record.
GUAGAAAACUCAUAGAGAUAGAGAGAGAUAAAGAGAACUAGAAUGAGUGUUGAUUUUUGUAGAAGUAUUCAAAAAUCAACACUAAAAAAAGAAAGAGAAACAAACUGGGACGAAGAAAAAUCAAACCUGACGACUGAACAUCAGCAAAAGUCUUCCUCUUAUCCAAGUCAAAGUCUUCACUGCAUCCCUUCUCUUCCUUACUUCUAAAAUUGCAAUCAUCAUAUCUUCAAACAAUCAUCAACCAAACACAAUAAUCCUCCCUAUGGAAACACAUAAGCACCACACAAUUCAACACUCAAUCUUUUCAUUUGCUUUUUUUCUUCUUCAAUUCUCAUUAUUACAAUUCCUCUCACUCGGAUCAUACACUCUCCAACUCACAUACUUUAUCAAUUGCGGUUCAGACACCAAUAUUAAGCAAAACAACAACGUUUAUAUCGCUGAAUCUGACCCCAAUUACCCUAAAAAAAGUUUCCAAAAUAGCUACACAGAAAGCAAUCCAUCAUCAACAUCUUUAUCUCUUUACCAAUCAGCAAGAAUUUUCAAAACACAAUCUUCAUACGAAUUCAAUACCAGCCCAAGCAACACAUACAUGCUACGCUUCCAUUUCUUUUCAUUCUCUUCACCAACUAACCUUUCCACCGCUAAAUUCAACGUUUCCGUUUCAAAUUUCUCUCCGUUACUAACUUUUGACGCCAAAAACACCACCAACUCCAAUUCUCCUUUAGUAAUAGAAUAUUUAGUUAAUAUCACUAGAAGCACUUUCAAAAUCACUUUCACACCUCAAAAAUCAUCGUUCGCGUUUGUUAACGCAAUAGAACUCUUCAAACUCCCUCUCCAUUUAUUUCCCGAUUCAUUAUAUCGUUUCAAUUACAAAGAAUCCACUGAUGAACCUUUAACUCCUUAUAUUGGCGGUUUUCUCUCACGAGCUUUCGAAACUAAACUCCGUCUUAACGUCGGUGGCGAAACCGUCACUAGAGAUAUCGACAACUUAUCGAGAGAGUGGUUACCAGAUGACAGUUAUAUAACUAAUCCAGAAAAUGCUAAGAAUUCUUCCUUUGAUGGUAUAGUUAAAUUCGCUGCAGAUGAUGAUGGUAAAUAUAUUGGUCCAAAUGAUGUUUAUAGAACUGCGAAAGAGAGUAUUAACGGUUCUAAUGGUUUACACAUUAAUUGGAGUGUUCCAGUGGAGAAGAAUAUAGAUCAUCUCCUUAGGCUUCACUUUUGUGACAUUUUUAAUAAACAGAGUGGUCUUACAAACUUCUUUCUCUUCAUUUAUGACAGUUAUGUUGGCAAUGUAAAUGAUAACAUAGAGGUGUUCACUCCUUAUUAUUAUGAUUAUGUUGUUCGUUCUGAUAACUCUGGGCUAUUGAAGGUUAACAUAGAGCCUAAUACAACGGGCGUUGAUGAACCAAAUGCGUUUUUAAACGGGCUAGAACUAAUGAAAGUGAUUGAAGCGUCGGGUUUGGCUGACUUAGACGAUUCUGAUUCAAAGAAGGUUAGUCUUCCUGUGGUGGUUGGUGCGGCUGUUGGAGGUCUAGUUUUGGUUUCUGUUGUUUUUGUUGUUGUUUUUUGGAUUAGUAAAAUCAGGAAACAAAAGGCUGUUGAGAAUUCCGAUUGGUUGCCAAUUCCAGCAGCAGCUGGAGGAGGGAGUUCUCAUAGCAGAUUAACUGAUGGAACAACAAUUCAAGGAUCACCUCUACCUAAUAUUAACCUUGGCCUGAAAAUCUCGUUCCUUGAUAUUCAAUUCGCGACGGAGAAUUUCGAUGCGAAGAGGAUAAUUGGAAAGGGUGGUUUUGGAAUUGUUUAUAAGGGGGUUCUCAAGAAUGGAAUAAGUGUUGCAGUAAAAAGAAGUGAGCCAGGUUCAGGUCAAGGGCUUCCUGAAUUUCAGACUGAGAUAAUGGUUUUGUCGAAGAUUCGUCAUAGACAUCUUGUUUCCUUAAUUGGGUAUUGUGAUGAAAGGUAUGAGAUGAUACUUGUUUAUGAGUAUAUGGAAAAAGGUACACUUAGAGACAAUUUGUACAAUAGUACAAAUAUGCCUUGUUUGACUUGGAAGCAAAGGCUUGAGAUUUGUAUUGGUGCUGCUAGAGGUCUUCAUUACCUUCACAAAGGAGCAACUGGUGGAAUCAUUCACCGCGAUGUGAAAUCCACUAACAUUUUGCUUGAUGAGAAUCUUGUAGCUAAAGUUGCUGAUUUUGGUCUUUCAAGAACCGGUCCUCUCGAUCAGCAUUCUUAUGUCAGCACAGGUGUUAAAGGAACUUUUGGGUAUCUUGAUCCUGAGUACUUUAGAUCACAACAGCUCACAGAAAAAUCUGAUGUUUAUUCAUUUGGGGUGGUUUUACUUGAAGUGUUGUGUUCAAGACCAGCAAUUGAACCGUCGCUUCCGAGGGAACAAGUGAACUUGGCUGAAUGGGGAUUGCUCUGCAAAGACAAAGGGAUGCUAGAAGAUAUCAUUGAUAAUUCCAUCAAGGGACAAAUUGAUCCAAACUCACUUAGAAAGUUUAGUGAGACAGUGGAAAAAUGCUUACAAGAUGAUGGUUGUGACAGGCCUAAAAUGGGCGAUGUGUUGUGGGACUUGGAAUAUGCUUUACAGCUUCAGAGAGGUGCAAUACAUAGAGAACCUCAUGAGGAUAGUUCUAGCAGUGCAUCUGUUUCAAUUCAAUUGCCGAAUAUUCGGCGUUUACCAUCUCUGUCUACACUGAGUGAAGUGGAUGACAUGUCUAUUGGGAGGCUUGAUGAAUCUGAUAGUGCAGCAGAUUCUGUUUUCUCUCAGUUGAAAAUUGAUGAUGCUAGAUAAAAUUUCAUGACAUGUCCUUCAAGACACAAUGAUCAACUCUCAGGUGUCUCCAGUUGAGGAGCUGUUUUAUUAGAUAGCUCACUUCUCGGUUUUGUCCUUGUUUUCUUGUAUUAUUUUCCCCUUAGUCAUAGGUGCUGCUCUAUUCCCAAUUGUAAGAUUAAUGAUGAGGGUGUCUAUUUCUGAUGAUUGCAAUAAAUUAUUGGUAACUAAGCGUAUUAUGGAUAGCACUUGUUGUAAUGCUUGAACCAAUGUAUGUAGUCUAUACUGUGGCCAACAAUGCUAGUACAUACUGGUAUAUAUUCAGUUUUCUUCCCCAUUUUUGGGUAUCCACGGCAUGCAAAUUAUGCUGAAACAUGAAUCUAACAUUUAACUUAGGAGCA